UUGAUUGUCAAAGAAACGUCAGAGUGCGCGCAAGUUUCUUAACGUGUGGGUGAUUUAAAUGUUUUAUUGCAGAAAAUAAAUAAUCGUGUUAUUCUCACAUCAAUGAAUGAACCUUAUAGAAAUAUAUGUUUGAUAAUGUCUGAAACCUAUUUUUUCUAUUGGUCCUAAUUUACUGAGAUUUGUUUUCAAUAAGCAAUGUGUUUAAAAGUAAAAAAGGUCACAUAAUUUGCAUUUUUUAAUAAAGUAAUACCUCAAGCAUCAACAAAAUGCGUGAUAAAAUAGAUUUUAUCGAUAUCUUACAACCCCGUAACACGUACUUUGGCAUUGUGAAAUUUAUGACCCGGCCCUGGAUGCCAAAAAAAACAAUGAACCUGGAACGAGAGUAUUUCCCACAGGAUAUAAAAAAUUUAGUCACUAAAUCGACAUGUUUGGAUUCCUAUAUAGAUGCUGAAAGUGCUAGGACUCAUAUACUGAAGCAGCAAUUGCAAAACGAAGUAUUAAAAUAUAUUGAGGAAAUAGCUAUGGAUAAACGUAUGCAUGUUAUACGCUGGAUGGGUGUCUUUUUUCUAAAUGUUUCCUUUAUGAUGAAAACUGGGAUUUUUGUAAAUAAUACUGCAGUUUUAGAGCUUAAAAAGACAAUGGGUGACAAUCCAGUAUUAUUUCUGCCAACACACAGAAGCUAUGCAGACUUCUGUUUAAUGACAUACCUGUGUUAUCACUAUGAUAUUGAGUUGCCAGCUGUUGCCGCUGGUAUGGAUUUCUACACAAUGGCGGUCGUAGGGCAAAUGAUGCGUGAGACAGGGGCUUUCUAUAUGCGUAGAACACUUGCAGGGGCACCCUUAUACUCAGCCACAUUGCGGCAGUAUGUCCGCACACUUGUGGCACACUAUGGAGCCCCUGUUGAAUUCUUUCUGGAAGGCACGAGAAGUAGAAGCAAUAAAAGCUUGCCACCGAAGUAUGGAAUGCUGGCUAUGACAUUAGCCCCAUACUUUGCCCGUGAAGUGGAUGACGUCACGAUUGUGCCUGUCAACAUAAGUUAUGAUCGUAUAAUGGAGCAGGGCCUCUUCGCGUAUGAGCAUCUUGGUGUACCCAAACCUAAGGAGACGACUGGGGGUCUUAUCAAAGCCUUACACACCCUCAACGACCACUUUGGCAACAUAUACAUAAAUUUGGGUACGCCAAUGUCUCUUAAAAGCUACUUGGGGCACUCCACCCUAUCAUCAGAGACCCUCAAACCCCGUGACCAUCAAAAGCUGACAGAUGACCAGAUGAGGCACGUUCAGAGAGUCGCCGAUCACGUGGUCACAUUGCAGCAAGAGAACGCAGUAGUCACGAUCACGAAUCUGCUCUGCAUCGUUCUUAUGGAUAGUCUGUAUAUGGGAAGGGUUUUGGGACAGGAUGAGGUGGAAUCACAGAUCUCCUGGUUGAUAGAAGUAUUACAGAACCUGGGAGCUUUAGUUUUUGAAAGAGAUGUCAAAGGGAACAUGGAGAGAGUUUUGAUUGUGCAUAGAACUAUGAUGAAGUUGGAUCGCGAGAAGAGACUGAGAUUGGUGUCCAGUGCCCUAAUGAAUGUGACGGCUGAUGUGCAGAAGAAGAUGAAAGGUCACAUCUUAAAAGCAGAGACGAUGGUCAAUGCGGUGCCGGUGAUACAGCUUCAGAUCUACAUAAACCCAGUAUUACAUUACAUAGUACCACCAGCACUCGUAUACCUUAUUGUUAGCAGACAUAAUAUAAGGAAAGAUGAAUUGUAUUCGAAUUAUAUUGAAGUUAGAAGACUGCUGAGACAUGAAUUUUUCCAUUUAGAAGAGAAUGAACAGAUGAUAUUCGACAGAGCACUGGAGUACUGCAUACAGACAAAAUUGGUUUUAGUGAAUAACGACUUGUUGUGCGACGGGUUGGGCGAUCGACCGAACGACAAGUUGCGCUACAUGUUACAAUGGGCUUUAUUGCCAGCGCUUACAACGCUCCUUUGUUGUAUGGACGUUAUGAACGAGUGUAAAAAAUGUGAACACAAGCAUGCACUAAAGAAGAUACAGGAAAGGCUAGAACAGAAGAGAAGUCAUCCAUACUGUUUAAGUCUAGAAGCAGCCGGUAACUGCUUGCAGGGACUUGUGUAUAGUGGUGUUAUGCUCAGGCAUAAAAUGCAGCAAGAUAUUGUGUACGAAGCCGUACCAGAAGUUAUUGACAACUGCCAACGCCUUGUUAGUUCUAUCUUGCCAAAGUUAACUGUAGAUUUUUAUAGCAACCCAGUUAUUGUACAUCAAACGCAACGAGCGCGUUUAUAAAAUUGCCAUAGACAAUAAUUAACAGUAACAGAUUUUAUUGAAUUUUUUUGUGAUUUUAAUGUGUCAAAUCAGAUCUGUGGUUUAGGUUUUUGACAGCUUGUUGGUAAUGUAUUUAAGCCAUUUAAACUUCCCGAUAUUUAGGUAUUAUUAGAUAUUACUUAAAAAUAGUGAUUUAUAUUUCAGUAUUAAGUUUGCGAUCCACGUUAUUCCGAAUUUUGAAAAAAAAUUUCAUCUAAUUCGAUUUCGUUCGAUGACGUCUUAAUUAUUGCUUUCAUGAUCCGGGCCAAUUUCUCUUAUAAGAUUCUCUGAGUGAAUGGCGGAACUUAGUACCGGUUUUACAUUAUAUUAACAUAAAUUUUUGUAGUUCAUAGCGAGGUUUUUUAUGGAUUUCUAUGGUUUUUAAAUUUUGAAAAUAAUAUUAUAGCCUUUAUAUUCACAAAACUCUAUGAUCUAUGAUCUUUAAUAUUUUCAAUAAAGUAUGUCUCGGAGUUCGCUGUGCCUCAUGGCAAAGGCCUUCGAUGAUUCGAUUUGUUGCGAUGAAUUUUGCUAAUGUUUUAUAUAGAAAAAUGUAGUUUAAUUAUCCUCAUAAUAUAUCACCGAUAACCUAAGAUAUAGUGCUUAAUAUUAACUUGAAUACAUUAAACAAAUUUCUUUAAAUGCUUUCUCAUUUCUUUUAAAGUGUUGUUGGUAAUUUUUCGUUAUUUUUAUGGAUUAUAUUGAAAGGUUCGGUUUUUUUCUACUUUUGACGUGACAUCUAAUAAAUCUACGAACGCCGAUUUUAAGCACGAUUGCAUCUGUCUCUCUUCCACUAGAUUUUCUAAUGCGUCCUAGGAUUCACUUCUUUGUCUUUUCCAUACAGAAUUACGAUAAUUCAAUUUUAUUAUUAAAAGUAUUAAAAUCAUUAAUAUUUUAUCAUGGCGUUGUCACGUUAAACGUUUUUUUUAAUUGUUAUUAAUAAGCGCUUAAUCUAAAUUCGUGUUCCAAAUGAUGAGCUUAAAAUAAUGAAUGUAUGUUGCGUGAAAAUAUUACGAAUCGUUAUGAUAAUUUUAUUCCAGUCAUGAAUCUACAAUUAAAUAUGAUUUGAACUUAGAUUUUUUCUUAUUGUUAUAGAUUGUGUCAACAAUUGAGCCAAAUACUGUUACCUUUUAAUAUAUAAUUUAAUUUAAUUAACCUGUGAUAGUUCAAAUGUAUUCUCUGUAUAUGACGUGUAUUAUUUGUCCUCUCAA
This is a messenger RNA of Pieris rapae (cabbage white), 3511 nucleotides long. It is a transcript of the gene Dhap-at, whose product is annotated as dihydroxyacetone phosphate acyltransferase. Gene Ontology annotation, molecular function: glycerone-phosphate O-acyltransferase activity. Bases 267 to 2285 code for a protein of 672 amino acids. Gene Ontology annotation, biological process: ether lipid biosynthetic process. The transcript has 11 exons. Lineage: Eukaryota; Metazoa; Arthropoda; Insecta; Lepidoptera; Pieridae. Gene Ontology annotation, cellular component: peroxisomal membrane; mitochondrial membrane. The record is from RefSeq and is a predicted model, not a curated record.